CUCAUAUGCACAUCAGAAACGACUCACUCAUGUGCUCAUUAAUAUUCUAAAGUGCAUGUGAUUCCAAGGAUAUGUCUCUGAAAGGGAAUAGCAUUGGAAUAUCCAAUGGAUUUAAGACACUGGCUGUUUCAGAUGGAGAACUGAAUGUGCUGGAGAUCGAUGAGUGUGCAGCUACACAACACUCCAGCAGUAACUCCAGUCUGCCCACUGUACCUAGUGACGGGGCCAGAGGGGUGGGUCAGGUGGCCAGCUGGGCCGUUAGCUUUGAGAGACUGCUGGAAGACCCCACAGGCGUACACUAUUUCACAGCAUUUCUGAAAUCUGAGGUCAGUGCUGAGAACAUCUUAUUUUGGCUGGCGUGUGAAAAGUUUCGCAAGAUACCUGCCAAUCAAACUGAACAGAUGAGGAGAGAAGCUCUCUCAAUUUACAACAGCUUCCUGUCCAGCAGCGCGACCAGUCCUAUUAAUAUAGAUGACAGGGUACGAGUGGAGGAGAAAGACGUACAAAACCCCCAUUCUGACAUCUUUCAAAAGGCCCAACAACAGAUCUUCAAGCUGAUGAAGUUUGAUAGCUAUACACGCUUUGUACGCUCACAGCUCUAUCAGAGGUGCAUGCUGGCUAAUGUGGAGGGCAGGCCUCUGCCAGGGCUGGACUCUCGUGGCAAACCCCUCACAUCAACAAAACACACUUCACCCAGAGAGCAAGCCAAGACUGACAACAGAACUAAGGAGAGAUUGAAGUUUAAAUCAGGAACAGCAGAGGCUGAUGAUGUGGUGGAGAGAAGGAAGGUGAAUCUGCAAGGCAUGAUUGGAAAGGACAAGCGGAAAGAGAAGAGAGAAUCCUGGGGAGAUUCUCCAAACAAUUUCAAGUGUGGAUUGAAGAGUUCAGAGGUUGAGAAAUUAGUUGCACGCUCUGCAGAAGCAAGGGCCGAUAAGUACUGCUGUGUUUUCCUGCCUGAUGGCACGGCCUCUCUGACUCCGGCCCGACCUGGUCAAACUGUUCGCAGCAUGCUCACCGGCUUGUGUGAGAAAAGAGGCCUUCCUCUGACAGAUAUCAUCAUCUACCUGCAGGGCAAAGACAAGCAACCAUUGUCUUUGGAUCAGGACAGCUCUGUGCUGAAAGACCAGCAGGUGUAUUUAGAACUGAGGGUUACUUUUGCAGUGAAGGUAGCAUUCACAGGUAAGACGGUGGCUGUUGUGGUGAAGUCCAAUAAGACCCUGCAGGAUGCACUCACCACAAUGCUUAACAAAUAUCGCCUCAGACCACAGGACACCACUGUCACCAUGAGUGGAAGUGGAAAGAUCAUAAAUAUGAACACAGCUGUCACCUGUCUGGCCAAUAAGACACUAAUUCUUGAUAGAGGUGUUGAUCAGGCCAGCAGCUCAAAUGGCACCUUCUCACCUCCUUCAUUACAAGAUCGAAGAGGUGCAGUGGAUGCAAACAUGUUCCCUCCAGGAAUUUCCAGAUCAACUGCCAGACAGAGGAACACUGAAUUGAGGAGAACAUAUAACAUGGAGGGUUUGGUAGAGUUGUUAAACCGAGCUCAGUGUUGCAGUGCUGAUGAUCAGAGAGGUCUCCUGAAGAAAGAACAUUUGAUGCUACCUCAGUUUCUCCAGUUGCCUCUGGAUGAAGUGGAGGAAACAGAGACAAGCAGAUCACUGGAGUCCUGCUCUAGCAUGGGGUCUCUCGAAGGAACUGAUAGUGUUGACUACAUUGCCUAGUGAAACAGCUGAUUUACCAUCUUGAGGGAUCAGAGCUGAGACAUGGAGAGGACAGAGAAUAAAGUAUCCGCAAUCUCUCCACAAAAACAGACAUUCAGAAAUAGGUCCAAGUCCACAGAUGAGGUACAGCAAGCCAAAAAGGCCUUUCACACACCACAGAAGUCUCUCCCGACUAAACCAGAGACUGAGAAACUAAAGGAGACCUCAGAACUGAGUGCCUCAUUGGAGGAGAUCAAAUGAUUGCAGGAUUCCAACUUUUGGGGUUUUGAGACAAGGAAUUGUUCUGUGUGUUUGUUUAUUCCAUUGCGACUUACUUUUACUCAGUUUAGUUGGCAGAAUCACAGGUGUUUUGAAGGAAAAUCACGACCAUAAUCACGUGCUGCUGCUUUCAUUUGUAUGAGUCUGUUAAUAUUUAUACAGAUCACAGUGAAUUGUGUCUGUUGAUGUUUUGAGCCAAUGUUUAGUUUAGUGUUGAUAUGUGUAGCCAAAUUCGUAGUAAGUCAUUUGUGAUGGCUAUUGAGUCACAACUCAACUUUAGAUACCUUUGUGACCCUAGACAGUAAAGUAGGAAGCUGUAGAAGAUGAGGGCAGUUUCCUUAUUCCUCUGUAAUAUUUUUUUCUCCUGUUUUUGUAAUAAGUUAAGGAGUUAGGGAAGUUUCUUUGUAUUUUGGUUUAUUUUUAUUUUCUUGCUUGUGAAAAUGUAUUUUCUUCCAGAGAGUUGGAUUGUCUUUUGUUUGUUAUUUUAGCCAAUACUCAUCCCUGUAAUUGUUUUGCUUCUUUCUUUUGCUGUUCAAU
Xyrauchen texanus (razorback sucker) is the source of this 2516-nucleotide messenger RNA. RefSeq names its product regulator of G-protein signaling 14-like. Lineage: Eukaryota; Metazoa; Chordata; Actinopteri; Cypriniformes; Catostomidae. Gene Ontology annotation, molecular function: GTPase activator activity. Gene Ontology annotation, biological process: signal transduction. Bases 72 to 1721 code for a protein of 549 amino acids. The transcript has 19 exons. The record is from RefSeq and is a predicted model, not a curated record.